Molecule: messenger RNA, 2732 nt
Organism: Daldinia decipiens
Lineage: Eukaryota; Fungi; Ascomycota; Sordariomycetes; Xylariales; Hypoxylaceae
Exons: 1
Coding region: 186-2468 (760 amino acids)
Source: RefSeq, a predicted model, not a curated record
GGGCUGAUGUUUUUUGUCUCCUGGUGAAGUCCCAGUCCGUUUUGUAUACUUGUUAUACUUGUUAUACUUGCCUCAACAAGGCAUGUAGCAACUGUUAUUCACAAGGACUGUUGCUUUAUCAAAACAUUUAAGUACCUAAUUUGAAUGACUAACCCUCGAUAUUAUGAUAAGGGACAUUCGAUUACAUGGCGUCUAAUAAUACUGCUACAACUGGCGCCACGCAGAAUAAUAUUGGGCUGGAUAUAGCCGUGAGCAAGAGUGUCCAUUAUCACAUUAGCACGCAAACAACGACCGUAGCAGCCGCUCAGCAAUUUGGCAGUCCUCUCGAUACCCGAUACUCAUACAACCCACUACAAGAACUUAUCCAAGCGACUAAUAAUGCCGAUAUCCUAGCGAAGCGUUAUUAUGGCGAUAACAUCUACGAACAAGAAAAGGGGUGGAUUAGGACACAAUGGGGGGAUAUUAAAGAGAUAGUAAUGGGAGAUAUCACCAAGCAAGAUGGGGAACGCCCUACCCAACUAAGCACAAUCAUCGUGUGCCUUUCAGUCCAUCUAGGCAAGCGAUGGCUUAGCCAGAUCCUCGCAUCUGCUAUCAUGCUCUAUACCCACGGCCAGAUGGACAAGUCUAUGGAGGGUGUCAUGAGAGUGUUCCAGGGCAAGAUUGAUAAAUACGCAAAUUCGGUACUCAGUCGUGACGGAAUGUGCAACAAGCUUGAAAAUGUAAAAGUCAAAAUUCGUCGCCUGAUCCGAGAGAACGCGCCUCAUAUCAGAGACCAUACUCUAUUCCUACCACCCAGGACGUCAGCCGAGGAGAGUGACUUCGUGGAGUUCAUCGUCGAACUGUGGUCUGCUCAAGCUGAUGGAGAGAAGAUAUAUACAAGAUCUGUCAAGUUAUUAGCGUUGGCUCUUCUGCUUUCUGAAUACGGCUGGCAGAUCGACAUUCUUGUUGAGAAUGAUGAUCUGGAGAUGGUUCAUGUAAAAACGGAUACCGGGGCGCUGUCCGUAAUUUAUAGCUCUACUACCACCACGACCGACAAGGAUCGGAAAUACGUCGAAAACCACAAUCGGUACUCUAAGAUGUCAACGGGGUUUCAUAUUUUCUACCCAACUGCUUGCUGCCUGGCCGCACACAUGGGUGAAGUCACCGGCCGUUCGUUCUCAAGAACAGAGGAUGACCAAAAACAUUUUAUGUACGGUUAUAAGGCAGUUAACACAUUCUGUGAGAAACAUGUCGACCUUCAAGUCAAAGUUGGACCAAGUGGUCACAUUCGGCUAAUUUUCGAGUAUCGCACUUCGAUUUCUCCUAGGCUCUACCGAGAGGGUCUUGAAAUCGUUUUGAACCGGUGUGGGCCAUUAAAUACAACCUUCGAGUUUAAGAACUUUGUCGCUACGGUACUAUAUGGCGUGUUUCCAAACUACGACUGGAGAGAUCUUGACGACGAACUUAAGAAGCAACCUUAUCCAGAGGCGCCUUUCGCGACUAUGCUGUCAUACUCCGAAGGCAAGAAUGAGAAGCUUUGGAGUCUGACUGGGGCCAUAACCUGCACUUUGGAUAAGAUAAUCGAGUCCCUUGUCCACAUACCCAGCGACUCGCUCUUCAGAAUACCUGUAGGCCAGAGCCUUUCUUCAUAUAUUAGUGGCAGUGUCACACUACUCGAGAACCUCCUCAACCCUGAUAGUAGCAAAGGACUGGAGCCGGGAUGUGCCGUUCAACUGUGCGCGAUAAGACUUGCUGGUCUUGAAUCUGGGCGUCCAAUGGCCCAAUUCAGCCCAAACGAUAUAAUCAUAGGUUACUGGAAUGCUCAACAGGGGAUCCUUCUGACACCAAUCCUUGAGCGAACACUACUCUUUGACCUGCCCAUAGAGAAGUUCCGGCCACUAACGUUUUUCAAUACACCGAUAAUGGGUAUGCCGACUGAUGAAGGAGGCUGGAUUAAAGCAGGCACCGCGGAGUCUGCUCAUAUGCGAGAUAAACGGAAUUAUAGUCUCAAGUCAGCUCGGCAUUCCGAUAUCAUAACUGAAUAUCGCCCCAACUUCGAGAGCGACUCAACCACUGUCGUUGCAGCAGUAUACAUAGAUGGGAUCUUCUACAAUCUAUUGAGACUGAAUGAUACGAUAUCUGCCUCGUGGUAUACAGUUUCUCAGUGUCAAUGCAGCCAAACCAUGUCCCUAGAGGCUGAGCUCAAAGCAGCGUCAAAUGCUUUCAUGCAACCCUUCGAGUCCUUCGAACCAGGUGAAAUCUCGGUUCCUACAGAGGACGGCUUAGUCGUCGUCGUCGGUCCGCAGAUCAAUGAAGCUUCGAGAUUCUUUAGCUCGCUCGCUUACAAGGACAUGAAGCCUGUCAUACAAGAAGGCUGUUUAAGCUGUGCGUUGAGACGUGCAGGCGAGACAUAUUCUAGCGUUGUGAUACCAAGGCUUGAACCUCGGAAGUGGGAUGUAGGUCCUUAUAAUAGACGGAAAGCCAUAUGAAGCUGCAGCAGUUUCCUAUAGCAAAGCCGAUUAAUUGUGUGGGUGUGGUCAUAUUAAUGCACUGCUUGGGUGGUGAUGCUGGGUUUGGCAGCCCCUUUUUGAAUUAAGUGGACCAUUUUUUGUCUUGAAUCACAACUGACAUGUUCAUCCCGAAACUGUCUAUAGAGCCUAGAUUCUACUAGAAAUCAAGCCGUACAGCGUCAUUUAUGAAGUUAUUAGAAACCACCCUUCGUACAUUAUAUUAACUACUGCAUGUAAUUAUUC